AUGAUGUCCAAAAAGCAGCUCGCUUGUAUGCUGGCCCUCCACAUAGUAUACCUCCUGGUGGGAGCCAGCAUAUUUUACCAUAUAGAGAGUCCGCUGGAGCUGGCUCAAAGGGCCGAAGAAAAACUGGAAAGACUUGAAAUCCAAAACCUUCUCUACGAGAACUACAUCCCCGACGACCCCGAGAAGCAGGACAGCAUCCUGCGCAAGCUAUCGGACUACUGCGGCAAGUCCAUGUUCAACUACACCACGGAAGACGCCGAGCCACCCUUCAAGUGGGACUUCUAUCACUCCUUCUUCUUCUCCUAUACCGUUGUCAGUACUAUCGGUUACGGUAAUCUGGCUCCAACCACUCACCUGUCCCGAAUCCUGAUGAUCUUCUACGGCCUGUUCGGGAUACCCAUCAACGGUAUCCUGCUCGCAAACCUCGGUGAAUACUUUGGGAUGCAGCUCAUAUCAGUCUACCGAAAAUACAAGAAACGCAACGAGAAACGUGCAGACAACCUGGACUACUUCUUCAACAACCUUGGCAUGCUGGGCCAGAUCUUCCUGUACUUGGUGCCAGGGUUCCUGUUCUUCAUCUUCCUGCCCGCUUGCAUCUUCGUCGUCUUCGAGGGCUGGGACUAUGUCGCGUCGAUAUACUACGCCUUCGUCACGCUCACUACGAUUGGUUUUGGAGACUUGGUUGCAGGCACAGUCAACAACGGGUUCAAAUACGGCUACUUCUUCACGUACCAGAUCUUCCUGAUAGUCUGGAUCACCUUCGGCCUCGGCUACAUCGUGAUGCUUCUCGGUUUCAUCACCAGCGGUAUGAGGUCCGAGCGAGUGCACCGCCUCGAGCAAAAACUCUCCAACCAGUUCAAAUCCACACAGAACAGAAUCUUGCAAGGAUUUACCCGAGACAUCGCAACCAUCAGAAAAAUCAUUAACGAAGCAAAUCUGAUAAAAUUAAAGCCUGUCUACGUGGAAGCCGCUCCAUACCUUUACAGAAGUGCGAGCUGUCCAAACUUCACAUUUGAUGUUGAGCCCCGAGUGCCUACAUUCAAAAGAAAACGAGCAAAUUCAGAAAAUAUACAACUUUCUGCCAAGGAUAUGCUUCGAAUACAAUCCGAUACAGAUUUACUAGGAAUUGAUAAGGAAAAAACAUUCACAGCCUCAGCAAUCGUUAAGCCAGCUGAGUUACUGGCAAGAGUUGUGAAUGUUCUUGGAGGCUUAGAGCCGCAGCAAGAAAAAGGAGUUCAUAUGUUUGAUGAUGACCACAUACUCGCUAGUGAAAGACCACCAAUGUUUAGUAUUGGAGAGAAAAAUAUUAUCAGCAACUCACCAAAGAGAACUCGAGCCUUGAGCGUGGCUGUUCCAAAUUACAGAAAAGAAUCUGUAACGUCACCUGUAAAUAUGGACCACGAUUUUACUUGGACAAAUGGAGAUACAGCGGAGAAGUUUAGAAGAGAAGCUAAUUAUAGGAGUGGUAAACUAUCUUUACCCACACAUGUGGCGCCGGAGGUAACUGAGGAGCAACCGAGAAAUUUACUUUCUAGACUAUUUAGGAAAUCAAGUUCAACGGAAAGUCCAGCGGAAUAUAUUAAAAACACAAUGAAAGGCAGAUCUAGUGGAGCGCAAGAGGAACCUAAAUCUAAACCUAGACGUGGCAGUAUAUUUCCGACUUUCAAUCUGGGAGGUGGAGAAAAGACUGAAGAGCAUUCUUAUAUAGAGAAAACUAAACGAGGCCGACACAGCAUUUUCCCAUCAUUCGAUUUUUCAGAAGACGAAGAUACAGCAGCAGUUAAAGCGUAUCAACAAAAAACGAAAAGGCACAGCAUUUUCCCUACUUUUGAUUUCAGUGAGGACGACGAAGAUAGUGCUGCUAAAUCUUAUAAAGAAAAAACUAGAUCGGGUAGGCAUAGCAUAUUUCCCAAAUUCGAUUUCAGUGACCUCGAAGACUCAGAUUCAGCGACACGUUACAAAGAAAAAACUAAACGAGGUAGACAUAGUAUUUUCCCUACUUUCGACUUCAGUGCUGAUGAUGACGAAGACGAUGAUAUAAUUGACGAGGAUGAAGUCCAGAAAUAUCACAACCGAACAAAGAAAGGUAGACUCAGCUUAUUUCCUACGUUUGGAAGGUCUAAAAAGAGUGACGAUGAGGCUAUGCCUGAAAGUUCUGAUGAACUAGUAGAAUACAAAAAGAAAACUAGUCAUGGCCGAACUAGUUUGUUCCCGACCUUUGGCAAAGACCGCAAAACUAGCGCAGCAGAGGCCGGACCUAGUAGUGAUUUAGAAGCAAGUAUCAAACAAUAUCAGGAACAAACGAAACGAGGACGCAAAAGCUUGUUUCUAUCAUUUGGUAAAGAUCGUAAAUCAAGCGCAGCUGAAGACGGUCCCAGUGAUUUAGAAGCAAGUAUUAGAGAAUAUCAAAACCAGACGAAACGCGGUCGAAAUAGCUUAUUUGCAGGUGACAUCGACAAGUAUAGAACGUCCACAGCUGGUGGUCGUGGAAGUUUAUUCGAUGACGAGCUGGAAAGAUAUAAGAACAAAACUAAACGAGGCCGCGGAAGUCUAUUCGAUCCCGACGUCAACAUGGCAGAGCUCCCUGAAAAGGAACAGGUUAAAGUUCUCGAACAAACAAGUGUUGCAGAUCUUAUACGUGCACUAGCUGUUUUAGAAACUGCCUCAGGAAGCGCUGAGCCUGCGGGGUUGUUAGAUUUCAUAACUGAGCCAGCUCCAUCAAAUACGAGAAGACGUGGUUCACUGAGACCCGACUUCGUUAUGCCUAUUGUGCCUAGGGAGGAGCCAGAAGAAGUGGUUGGUCCUCGACGCAGAAGAGUUUCUGCCAGGGCCGCGGCCCCUCACUUCGCGCCAACCUUACAAACCGUGGUUGCUGGGGCUGAAUUGCAAAUAACUGCAGCAGCUGCCAGAGAGAAUCGGAUGACCAUGAUUGCUCCUCCGCCUUACUCCGAAACUGAUACAAAUAACGGAGAAGAAGCACAGAAACCCCGAGUAAGAAGGUACUCCCCAGCACCUGGUGACCCAUCUCGUCCCAGCACUGGGCCGGUACCCAGACUCUUUUCACGCAUGCGCAAAGAAAGCGGUACUCCUGAAGAAGGGAGCUCCAGACGAAAUAGUCUUACAGACAUUGUGAUAGACAAUAAUAAAGACGUAACCUAG
This is a messenger RNA of Ostrinia nubilalis (European corn borer), 3159 nucleotides long. RefSeq lists its product as uncharacterized. Gene Ontology annotation, molecular function: potassium ion leak channel activity; outward rectifier potassium channel activity. The transcript is spliced from 6 exons. Gene Ontology annotation, cellular component: plasma membrane. Lineage: Eukaryota; Metazoa; Arthropoda; Insecta; Lepidoptera; Crambidae. The record is from RefSeq and is a predicted model, not a curated record. Gene Ontology annotation, biological process: stabilization of membrane potential; potassium ion transmembrane transport. The coding region runs from base 1 to 3159 and encodes 1052 amino acids.